AUGGAGGACGCCGCCUCGGACGCCGGGCCCACGGCCCAACAACAGCGAUACGACGACCGUCCUAACGCCGCCGCAAUCGAGAUAUGCCGGAUAUGUCGUGGCGAAGGCACAGAGGAAGAGCCGCUCUUCCACCCGUGCAAAUGCAGCGGCAGCAUCAAGCACGUCCACCAGGACUGCCUGAUGGAGUGGCUCUCGCACUCGCAGAAGAAGUACUGCGAGCUGUGCAAAACGCCCUUCCGGUUCACCAAGCUGUACGCCCCCGACAUGCCGCAGUCGCUGCCCGUACACGUCUUUGCCAAGCACAUGGCCAGUCAUCUGCUCAGCAACCUGCUGGUGUGGCUGCGGGCAGCCGUCGCCAUCAGCGUUUGGGUGUUUUGGCUUCCCUACUUUAUGAGGGCUGUCUGGUCUUUCAUGUUCUGGAUCAGUGACGAAGGCUUGGGUGGCUCCAUCAUAUCGCGGAUCAACGAGACCAACAAUACCAUGUCGGCAAUUCCCCCCUCCCUCUUGGCCAUUGGAACAUGUCCUGCCAGCCCCCUGUUAGCGACCACCACCACCUCUGCGGCCGAGGUCGAAGCCGUGGUAGGUCAGCUGGAGGGCAAAGAUGUCUCCGAUUACUUUGUGCGAUUUCUACUCAACUCAUUCACCUCUCCAUUGCUGGCCUCUGACGGCGAGCUGGGAUACGCAGCAAAUGCAUCUGCAGCAUUGAACAACGCCAGUCAAGUCGCCACUGCAACGACCCUCCUCAGCAACGUUGGGUUUCUUGGUAACCUUACUCGAAAUGCAAGCCUAAAUCGAGCCAUCGUAUCCGUAUUGGAAGGGCAAAUUAUCACGAUUCUGGUAAUAAUCUCUUUCAUUCUCAUCAUCUUGGUCAGAGACUAUGUUGUCCAGCAACAGCCAGAAAUCAACAUGCGGGCUGCCUUUGCUGCCCCUGAAAAUGACUUUCAGGUUCCUGAACCAGGCGAGAUUAUUCAGCAAGAGAACUUGCCACCAGCAAAUCCGCAUCCAACAGACUCGGACGAUGAAACUUUGGAAGACAGCGAUCAAGUUGGUGAUCAGGACUGGCAACGGGUGCCGCCAGGACGACUCGCGCCAGCUGGCGAGGAAGCAUUGACUCCAGACUCUUCGAACCACUCGACGCCCGAUCACGAUUCUUUUCCGACUUCCAGCACGAACACCUCCUUACAGAACGAUCAACUACACUCUCAUGCACACGAAGAUGCCAAUGAAGACGAUGUUGCAGAGGAACCCAGCGGUCUCGCUGAUUAUCAGCGGAUUUAUGGCCGCGCUAACGGCGACCUCCAAGACGUAGUGCGAAUCGUCGAAGAAGAAGGUCUGCAAGAAAAACUUAAAUACUGGGUUGAGUCUACUCGGCGAUCUGCUUCUACUACCGAAAAUACGACUUAUGAGCAUGCCACGGACGAGGCAGACCAAGAGCAUCCCGAACAUGAGAUUGACUCGGAUCACGACACCCUUCAGUCCUCCUCUAACUGGAAAGGAAAAGCGCCAUGGUCUCCUACGCAGGCAGAUGCCGACACCUCAGGGCCUUCAGAUGCACCUGAGGAUGAUCUCUUUGGCGUUGCCUCAAGACCACGCUCAAAGUCAGAGGGCCUUCAAGGACAGUUCUCGGUUAACCCCCUGGCGAAUAAUUCAUGGUCUUUUGAUGCACUUCCCGUAGAUGACAAGCCCGAUGAACUCUUCCAGUCCCUCCCUGCUAUUCAAGAACAAUUUGCGCAAGACUUCAAUGGUGACGAGCCCUCGGGAGGGUCCUCAAGACAGUCCAGAGACUCCGGUGACGAGGACGACAGCCAUUUGAAUCGAGACGCCUAUAGGCGCCUCCCAGAUAUAGAAAUUUACCAACGCCACCCUCCAAGAGAACUCCAGCAACCCCUCCCGGAUCUGAAUGAGAGAGAGCAGCGCUUGGAUGAUGGAAUCGACCCACAGCCGCCUCAUGCCAACGGCGCUGCCGAGGAAAUAGCCGUCAAUGGCGGUGAUGUUCCAGCGGCUGGCUUCGCUGACAAAGUUGCCGACUUCAUGUGGGGCAACAUGGACGACUUGGAUCCUCCAGCCGGUCCCCGCGCUCUUAUAGUUGCCGCUCAUCGAGCAGCUUUGGACGACAUGGCUGCCGAGGAAGCGGUCGAGCGAGCUGCUGGGCAAGAGGCUGCCGCUGGCAACAACAACCGGGAGGAUCUUUGGGUCGACGUUCCUGCGGAGCCCAACGGCGACGAUGGCGAAGGCAUCGCUGCGGACGACAACGCCGCACCCUUGGACCCUGAAGCAAUUGAGGACAUGGAAGACUUUGAAGGAGUCAUGGAGUUGAUUGGCAUGCGCGGACCUAUUGCAGGUCUAUUCCAGAAUGCCAUCUUCUGCGCCGUCCUCGUGUCUGUCACCAUCUUUGCUUGCAUCUUUAUCCCUUACAACAUUGGCCGCGUCUCUGUCUGGCUCCUUGCAAGUCCCAUGCGGGUCGUGCGCCUGCUGUUCGAGCUCUCGAAAUUGCUGCAGGACGCUACGUUCCUUGUUGGUGGCUUGGGUUCCUGGUGCGCGCUGAACUUUGUCGACAUCUUCGCGGCCGUCAUGGGUGGCUCCGUCAAGGCCCAUAUCGUUUCAGCCAGGAAAAUGUCCUGGGCGUUAUGGACUGGUGCUGGCAGCAGAAUCUGCACAUUCCUUUUCAAAGACUUCUUCCCUAUGUCAGCAACGGAAAUCCACAACUUCUCCGCAGUCAGCCACGAUGCGCUCAACAUUGUCAAGGGCAAUGUUGUGUCCGUAUUCUCCAACAUCAGCGGGAGUCUAACUACAGUGAACUCGGUUGGCUUUGACAAGAUGAUGGCUACUACAGUGACUCUGCUCAGCUCUACCUUUGAGACGGCCGUCAAAGUCUCGUCUCUCCUUACAAAACCCAGUUCAUGGGUCAUUGACCUGAGCCUGGCAGAAGAAUGGCCUUCGCUGGAUCCGCAGUUGACAUAUUGGUCUAGUCUUGACAGGUUCUGGGCCAUCCUGGCUGGCUAUACCACCAUGUUCUUGAUCGGUGCUCUGUAUCUGAAGAAGGGCAGCCCAUUCUCGAGAAACGCAAUAGUGCAUGCGUGGGAAACCGGAGUUAUUGAAUCCCUCCAGCAGGCCAGCGGAAUCAUGAAGGUGAUCCUCAUCAUCAGUAUCGAGAUGCUCGUUUUCCCUCUUUACUGCGGUCUACUUCUCGAUGCGGCCUUGCUGCCACUCUUUGAGAACACUACGUUUACGAGCAGAAUCAUCUUCACUUGCAGAUAUCCAAUGACGUCGAUUUUUGUACACUGGUUCGUGGGUACUGGCUACAUGUUUCACUUUGCUCUUUUCGUUUCCAUGUGUCGAAAGAUAAUGCGGCCAGGCGUAUUGUACUUCAUUAGAGAUCCCGAUGACCCCGAGUUCCACCCAGUGCGUGACGUACUUGAGCGAAAUCUCACAACGCAACUUCGAAAAAUCCUCUUCUCUGCUUUCGUAUAUGGAGCCCUGGUCAUCGUGUGUCUCGGUGGCAUCGUGUGGGGCCUGGCAUUCGCCAUGCCGAGCGCACUUCCAAUCCACUACUCCUCUAACGAGCCGGUACUAGAAUUUCCAGUUGACCUGCUCUUCUACAACUUCCUCAUGCCACUUGCGGUCAAGUUCUUCAAGCCCAGCGAUGCGCUGCAUACCAUGUACACGUGGUGGUUCCGCAGAUGUGCCCGGGCUCUAAGGCUCACAUACUUUCUCUUUGGCGAGAGGAGGGUCGACGAAGAGGGCGUUUUGCAUCUCCCAGCCGAAACACCAGCAGGCAGGAUACCCCAUAUGGGAUACCUGCUCGAGCUUUCGCACGCUGAGAAUGCACCAGCUGAGAAUGCGAAGAUUGUUCCAAAGACCUGGCGCGAUACCUUUGAGGGCGGAGACUCGAAACCCACUACACGCAUGAGUUCCAGCGAACGGAAAGCUCAUCGGCAUAAGAAGGCUCAUCUCGUCGACUCCCACCAGCUUGACAAAGACGGCAAAUUUAUUCGAGCCCCCGCGUCUGAUCGCAUCAAGAUCCCCAAGGGUCAACAAGUGUUUUUAACCGUGAGCGAGCGCAACCACCGAAAAGAUGGCCGUGCCGACGACGACAUAUAUUCUUCAGAUCAGUAUCUGCAGGUCUAUAUACCUCCAAAUUUCCGCACAAGGAUUUUCACAUUCAUUCUUUUAAUCUGGCUGUUCGCCUCGGUCACUGGCGUUGGGUUCACCAUCAUACCCUUGGUGCUUGGCAGAAAAAUAUUCAAGGAGCUGAUACCAGACUACAUCAGAACGAACGACAUCUACGCCUUCAGCAUCGGAGUCUUUUUGCUCGGCUCUGCUGCGUACGCCAUUGCCCGCCAGCAUGCCAUACGGGAAAAGAUUAGAAAGUGGAUUCGUGAGGCAGAGCGCGAUAUACUCGAGGGCGAGGUUGCUGGACGCAUGACGCGCAUCGCUAUCCACACGGCCAAGCUCUUUUACGCAUAUACUGUUCUGCUCGUGGUGUUCCCCCUGCUUACCUCUGCGCUGAUGGAGCUGUACGUGGCCAUCCCGCUGCAUACAUAUAUGUAUCCCCCAACGGCAGUUUCCUUGAAGGACGAGGGAGCCAACCGCCACACAGUUCGGGUUAUCCAGUCAUGGGUUUUGGGACUGCUCUACCUGAAGCUGGGCAGCCGGAUGAUUACAUCGCUAUUCCCAGAUAGCCGGGCCUCAGCGGCAGUCCGCAACAUUAUCCGCCGUAGAUGGUGGCUACGGCCCAAUGUGCGCCUCCUCACUCGAGGAUUUGUCAUCCCAGGCCUCCUGAUAUCCGGUGUGGCCAUCUGCGGACCGCCAAUGGUGGCAGGAUUUAUCAUCCGGCACACUGGUCUUGCUGGAGGUUCUGCUCCAGAAGACGCGGCCGCUGCUGUGACGGCGACGGUGAUUUACAGACAGUCGUAUCCUAUCGCGGCGUGUGCCGCCAUACUCGCCAAGCAUGCCGUGGGAUUUGUUAAAGUCACAAACAGGUGGACGGCGAGCGUUCGGGAUGAGGCGUAUCUGAUUGGAGAGCGACUGCAUAACUUUGGAUCCAGAACAUCGAGCAGUCAAAAGACGAAGGUUAGGGCUCGACGGGUAAAUGCUUAG
Messenger RNA from Trichoderma gamsii, 5100 nucleotides. RefSeq lists its product as hypothetical. Gene Ontology annotation, cellular component: endoplasmic reticulum membrane. The record is from RefSeq and is a predicted model, not a curated record. Gene Ontology annotation, molecular function: zinc ion binding. The coding region runs from base 1 to 5100 and encodes 1699 amino acids. Lineage: Eukaryota; Fungi; Ascomycota; Sordariomycetes; Hypocreales; Hypocreaceae. The transcript is spliced from 2 exons.